AUGGCCACUGCUGCAGAACCCAUCGGCGCGACCAAGGUCCCCAUGUCUCGCCUCGAGCCCAAUGCGUAUAUCAACUACCAGCGCAUCGAGGACAACCUCGCCGUCAUCCGCGACAGGCUCAAGCGUCCCCUGACCUUGUCAGAAAAGAUUGUCUACGGUCAUCUUGACGACCCUCACAACCAGGACAUCGACCGUGGCAAGAGCUACCUCAAGCUCCGUCCUGACCGCGUUGCCUGCCAGGAUGCCACCGCUCAGAUGGCUAUCCUCCAGUUCAUGUCCGCCGGCAUGGACACUGCUGCCGUCCCCACCACCGUCCACUGUGACCAUCUUAUCGAGGCUCAGGUAGGCGGUGUCAAGGAUCUCGAGCGUGCCAUCAACAUCAACAAGGAGGUUUACGACUUCCUUGCGACAGCCACCGCCAAGUACGGUCUCGGUUUCUGGCGGCCAGGUUCUGGUAUCAUUCACCAGAUCAUCCUCGAAAACUAUGCCUUCCCUGGCGGUCUCAUGAUCGGUACCGACUCGCAUACCCCUAACGCCGGCGGUCUUGGUAUGGUUGCGUGCGGUGUUGGUGGUGCAGAUGCUGUAGACGUUAUGGCCGGCCUUCCUUGGGAGUUGAAGUGUCCCAAGGUCAUUCAGGUUAACUUGACUGGCAAGAUUGGCGGCUGGACUACCCCCAAGGAUGUCAUCCUCAAGGUUGCUGGCAUCCUCACCGUCAAGGGUGGUACCGGCGCUAUCGUUGAGUACACCGGUCCCGGUGUCGAGUCCCUCUCCUGCACGGGUAUGGCGACCAUCUGUAACAUGGGUGCUGAAAUUGGUGCCACCACUUCCCUCUUCCCCUUCAACCACCGCAUGGCCGACUACCUCAACGCCACCAGUCGCUCUGAUAUCGCCAAGUACGCUCAGCGUUUCGCACACAACCUUCAGGCCGACAAGGGCGCCGAGUAUGACCAGUCUAUCGAGAUUAACCUCUCAGAGCUGGAGCCCCACAUCAACGGUCCCUUCACUCCUGAUCUCGCUACCCCUAUCUCGAAGUUUAAGUCAGAGGUCGAGAAGAACGGUUGGCCAGCUGAGCUCAAGGUGGCCCUGAUCGGCUCUUGCACCAACUCCUCGUACGAGGAUAUGACUCGUUCCGCCUCCAUCGCAAGGGAGGCUGCCGAGCAUGGUCUUCAGACCAAGAGCAAGUUCACCGUCACGCCGGGUUCGGAGCAGGUCCGUGCCACCAUCGACCGUGAUGGCGUCAUCGGCGUCUUCGAGGAAGCUGGUGGUGUCGUCCUCGCCAACGCCUGCGGUCCUUGCAUUGGCCAGUGGGAUCGCCGUGAUGUGAAGAAGGGCGAGGCCAACUCCAUCAUUACCUCGUACAACCGCAAUUUCACUGGCCGUAACGACGCGAACCCUGCUACUCACGCCUUCGUCGCCUCGCCUGAUAUCGUCACCGCUUUUGCGUUCGCCGGCGAUCUCCGUUUCAACCCCCUCACCGACACUCUCACCGGUUCCGAUGGCAAGCCGUUCAAGUUCUCCGACCCCAGCGGCUACGAGCUCCCCCCUCGUGGCUACGAUCCCGGUCAGAACACCUUCCAGCCCCCUCCUGAGGACCGUGCCUCCGUUCAGGUUGCCGUUGACCCCAAGUCGGAGCGUCUCCAGCUUCUCAAGCCCUUCGCCCCAUGGGAUGGUAAGACCCCCACGGACCUUCCCGUCCUGAUCAAGGUCAAGGGCAAGUGCACAACCGACCACAUCUCUGCCGGUGGCCCCUGGCUCAAGUACCGCGGUCACCUCGAGAACAUCUCUCAAAACUGCUUGAUUGGUGCCAUCAACGCUGAGAACGGCGAGGCGAACAAGGUCAAGAACCAGGUCACCGGCGAGUACGGUCCCGUCCCCCAGACCGCUGCCUACUACCGUGACCACGGCAUCAAGUGGGUCGUUGUCGGCGACCACAACUACGGCGAGGGUUCGUCGCGUGAGCACGCGGCUCUCGAGCCCCGCUUCCUCGGCGGUCUUGCUAUCAUCACCCGCUCCUUUGCCCGUAUCCACGAGACGAACCUGAAGAAGCAGGGCAUGCUCGCCCUCACCUUCGUUAACCCCGAGGACUACGACAAGGUCCGCCCCUCGGACAAGGUCGACAUCCUAGGCCUCGAGUCGUUCGCUCCCGGCAAGAACCUUACCCUCGUCCUCAAGCACGAGGAUGGAACGAAGGAGGAGAUCCCUCUCGCGCACUCGUUCAACGAGGGCCAGAUCGAGUGGUUCAAGGCUGGCUCUGCUCUGAACCUCGUAAGUCGCAUUUGUUCGAGCUCAAGGUCUGAAAAUGUCAAUUGA
Molecule: messenger RNA, 2310 nt
Organism: Dichomitus squalens LYAD-421 SS1
Lineage: Eukaryota; Fungi; Basidiomycota; Agaricomycetes; Polyporales; Polyporaceae
Product: aconitate hydratase
Exons: 7
Coding region: 1-2310 (769 amino acids)
Biological process (GO): tricarboxylic acid cycle
Cellular component (GO): mitochondrion; cytosol
Molecular function (GO): aconitate hydratase activity; 4 iron, 4 sulfur cluster binding
Source: RefSeq, a predicted model, not a curated record